UUUGCAAGUUAAACUGGAUGUAAACAAAGAAUAUUUAAAUAGACUACCAAAGCGUGUAGCUAGUUUGAGAAGCAAUGGCGGCUGUGCUUGACUUUAUAUUUUUAUGUUAUUUUAUCACCCACAUACCGAUUUCCAUAUUUGUAGAUGCUCAGGUGCUUUUACCAAAAUGGAUUUUUCCAACGAAGGUUGUGGAACUGAAAGCAUGGUACUGUGCAGAGUUCAAGGACACCAUGAUGAUUGACCCUCCAGCCUGGUUUAGAACCUUUGUCUACUGUGAAUUUAUCUUCCAGUUUCCUUUUUUCUUUGUAGCGGUGUAUGCAUUCAUCAAAGGAAUCAAGAACUGUUCCUGGAUAAGAACCCCAAUGAUCGUAUAUUCUACACACGUGGCAACAACUACAGCCGCCAUUUGUUUCCAUAUUAUGUACAACGAUUUCAGCAAAUCAAAACCUAAAGGACCAAAAACGCAAAUAGAAAGACAGGCAUUGUUGAUGUUCUAUUUCCCUUACUUGCUAAUACCAUUGCUGAUGUUAACUAAUUUUAUAUUUAGAGCAGACAUUAAGACGAAACAGAAAAUUCAAUAGAGAUGCCAGAUUUUCCUCAUUUGAAAAUCAUUUUGUUAAUAGAACCAAAGGCGACCGAACCUGACGGAACAAUGUGACAUUCAUGAAACUGACACAUACUGGGAAAAAAAAAAACAAUUUUUAUGAGUGUUCAAUGUGUGGAGUUUAUAUUAUGGAUUUAGUUGGACUAGAUGUAUGACGAUGCUUUGCAAUAUUUUGCUCGAAAUUAUGAUAGCAAUAAAAUUUUAUAUCAAGUUGU
This is a messenger RNA of Mytilus californianus (California mussel), 819 nucleotides long. Its product is annotated as sigma intracellular receptor 2-like. Bases 75 to 581 code for a protein of 168 amino acids. The record is from RefSeq and is a predicted model, not a curated record. Lineage: Eukaryota; Metazoa; Mollusca; Bivalvia; Mytilida; Mytilidae. Gene Ontology annotation, cellular component: endoplasmic reticulum. The transcript has 3 exons.